Cornus florida is the source of this 1872-nucleotide messenger RNA. RefSeq names its product probable protein phosphatase 2C 5. Gene Ontology annotation, biological process: protein dephosphorylation. The transcript has 8 exons. NCBI's taxonomy places the organism in Eukaryota, Viridiplantae, Streptophyta, Magnoliopsida, Cornales, Cornaceae. Gene Ontology annotation, molecular function: protein serine/threonine phosphatase activity. The record is from RefSeq and is a predicted model, not a curated record. Bases 277 to 1569 code for a protein of 430 amino acids.
CUUAUGCCCGAAAAACCGCCUUCUCCUCCCCGCGUUUCUCUCUCUCUUCUCCCUCUCUCUAUUUUUCCUAAUCAAAUCAUUGAAAUAGCGGCGAGUUUCUUUCCUCUUUCUCUCUCUCUAGGGUUUUGAGAAAUCCGAUCGAAGUUCAGUUUGGUGGAGAAGUGAGAAAUCCAUUGCUGAUUUUUGAGCUGUGUUCGAUGCUUGACCCUCAUUGCUCGAUCUAGUGCUGUUUCUCAAUGUGUACACUGUCUCGGAAAUGUCGAAGCGCAGAUUAAAAUGAGCCAGGCCGAAGUUGCUAGGAUGAAGCCGAAGCCACCUCCUGUUCCGCUUGCGACUCUGAUCGGUCGCGAGCUCAGGAAUGAGAAGGUUGAGAAGCCUACACUUAAGUACGGACAGGCUGCUCUGGCAAAGAAAGGGGAAGAUUUAUUUCUGAUCAAACCGGAUUGCCAAAGGAUUCCAGGCAAUCCGUCAACAGCUUUUUCAGUUUUUGCGAUUUUUGAUGGGCAUAAUGGUAUAUCGGCGGCUAUAUUUACGAAGGAGAACUUAUUGAACAAUGUUAUAAGUGCAAUUCCCCAAGGAAUUGGUAGGGAGGAGUGGCUUCAAGCCCUUCCCCGGGCAUUAGUUGCGGGUUUUGUGAAAACUGACAUAGAAUUUCAGCAGAAAGGAGAGACAUCUGGGACGACAGUUACAUUUGUUGUGAUCGAUGGGUGGACUGUGACAGUUGCAUCUGUUGGGGAUUCUCGAUGCAUAUUAGAUACGCAGGGGGGUGUGGUUUCUCUGUUAACAGUUGAUCACAGGCUAGAAGAGAAUGCAGAAGAGAGGGAGCGUGUCACUGCAAGUGGGGGUGAAGUAGGAAGGCUCAAUGUCUUUGGGGGCAAUGAGGUUGGUCCUCUCCGCUGCUGGCCUGGUGGGUUGUGCCUUUCUAGGUCAAUCGGUGACACAGAUGUGGGGGAAUUCAUAGUCCCAAUACCACAUGUUAAGCAAGUGAAGCUAUCAAAUGGUGGGGGAAGACUUAUAAUUGCUUCUGAUGGUAUAUGGGAUGCUCUAUCUUCUGAUACGGCUGCACAAUCUUGCCGGGGUUUGCCAGCCGAACUAGCUGCAAAGCUGGUUGUUAAGGAAGCUCUCAGGUCAAGAGGCCUGAAGGAUGAUACAACCUGCCUAGUUGUUGAUAUUAUUCCAUUUGAUCACCCAGUUUUGCCACCAACACCUAGGAAGAAACCACCUCUGUUCAGUUCAAUUAUGUUUGGGAAGAGAUCUCAUAAUGCUAUGAACAAAGCAACAAAGCUUUCUGCUGUUGGGGUUGUGGAGGAAUUGUUCGAAGAGGGUUCAGCAAUGCUUGCAGAAAGGCUGGGUAAGGAUAUUCCUUUGAACUCAAACACUGGGAUUUUCAGAUGCGCAGUUUGCCAAGUGGAUCAACCACCAAGUGAUGGUUUAUCUGUUAACUCUGGGCCCUUUUUCUCACCUGCAUCAAAUCCAUGGGAAGGCCCCUUCCUGUGCACAACCUGCCGUAAAAAGAAAGAUGCUAUGGAAGGAAAGAGAUCGAAUACACCUGCUGCAUUGACUGCAUAAUCUGGUAACAUGGUAAAUAUUACUAUAUUUUUUUCUGGCAGUGUGAGCAUGCUGGUUUUGUUUGCGGUGGUUAUUGUUCAGGUGUGUGUAAGAAACGAAGUAGGGAUAUGGAGAGUUGUAGGUGUUUUGGAUAUUGGUGCAAGUUUUUGUUAAUUCUGGUUUAUGCUCGGCUGUUGGACUGACUGACAAAGAACGGACAUGUUGUCUGAUACAUAUGAUUGUGGUAGUUUGAUUCCUAACAGCUUGAAUAUGUAAGUAGAAAUGUUGAUUGAAAAAUGAUGGGUUUGCAGUAUUAUCUUUCUA